AUGACCACAAUGCGUGAUUUGAAUUCAACUGACUGGAAUAUGUUCUAUCCACGGUUUGAUAUUAUUUUGCCCGCUGUUUACGUUUUCAUAACUAUUGCGGGCGUCAUCGGGAAUGGGUUUGUAUUGAUGAUCUUACUCCGAAGCACAAAGAACCGGUGCAUCCCCGAUGUAUUCAUCAUCAACCUGGCCGUUGCUGAUCUAUUAUUUGUUUUAACACUACCAUUUUUCGCUUACGUCUAUGCCGCCGGCAGCUGGAUUUUCGGUAGGAUUUUGUGUAAAGUCAUCGUUGGGUUUGAUGGGAUGAACCAGUUUACAGGUAUUCUGAUAUUGACGGCGAUGAGCAUUGAUCGCUAUUUCGUCAUAGCCCGUCCAAUUCGCAGUAAAGCUUAUCGUACAAUCAGCAAAGCGCGGGUGACUAGUGUGCUUGUGUGGGUAACCUCUUUUCUGUGCAGUUUACCGCUGUGGACAUACGCUGAACUGAACACUGAACCGAACGGUGUGAUCGUGUGCCAAGUCAUGUGGCCGAAUCCGCAAGCGAACGCCCUGUCGUUUCUAUUAUUUGCGUUCAUCGUUGGGUUCGUUUUACCAGUAACAGCAAUACUUACUUUCUACUGGGCUAUUUUAAAUCACGUGUUCGAAAGGAAAAGUAAACAGAUAUAUGACAACAGUCGAGCUCGCUCGGCCCAGUGCCGAUACCAACGAGUUGUCAAUCUAGUGAGGGCUGUUGUCUGUGCAUUCAUCAUAUGUUGGCUCCCCUUUUAUAUAAUGAAUUUCAUCACGCUCACCGUACCGGAUACAGACAAAGGUUCUGGCACUCUGAAUAAGGCGCUGGUGACCUUAUACAUCACAAGUAUCUGCCUGAGUUACUUCAACAGCUGUCUGAAUCCUAUAAUUUAUUCAUUUCUUGGUUCAUCCUUCAGGUUAAGACUGAAAAGAAUCGUGCGGCGACGGCGUUCUCUACAAAACGAAACACGUAUAACCAAUUCAUUCGGUAGCUCUCGCAACCGCCAGCAGUGUCAACAAAUUGACUCGACGUAUAACUGA
Molecule: messenger RNA, 1044 nt
Organism: Saccoglossus kowalevskii
Lineage: Eukaryota; Metazoa; Hemichordata; Enteropneusta; Harrimaniidae
Product: somatostatin receptor type 3-like
Biological process (GO): neuropeptide signaling pathway
Cellular component (GO): plasma membrane; neuron projection
Molecular function (GO): neuropeptide binding; G protein-coupled receptor activity
Source: RefSeq, a predicted model, not a curated record